Cucumis melo (muskmelon) is the source of this 2343-nucleotide messenger RNA. RefSeq lists its product as uncharacterized. Lineage: Eukaryota; Viridiplantae; Streptophyta; Magnoliopsida; Cucurbitales; Cucurbitaceae. Bases 69 to 2048 code for a protein of 659 amino acids. Gene Ontology annotation, molecular function: acyltransferase activity, transferring groups other than amino-acyl groups. The transcript is spliced from 13 exons. The record is from RefSeq and is a predicted model, not a curated record.
CGCCGAUUGAAAUUAUAUUUGUCUGCGCUCCAAAACUUUCACAAGAAGCUAAGAGGAAUCCCACAACAAUGGCUCCGAGAAAGAAACCUACACGUCGCUCUUCAAUCUUCAUCGUAGGGAAGGAGGGACAUGCUGUUGAUGUUAAUCAUCAUGAGUGCGUUGGAAAAGGUGUUGGAGAAAAGUGUCGCUCUCAAGGGGAGUACUCGUUUGUGCUCGUUAAUCCAAAUGAUUUUGAUAGUUAUAGUAAAUCUUAUCUUCAGGACGUAUUGCAACUAUACAAAAGGGAAUUACCCACAAUGGCCUAUGCUGCAAAUACUGGAAAACAAUCAACUUUUAUGGAAAAAUGUUUAUCUAAUGGGAAAUAUUGUACAUUGCUCUUGGAAUCCAAAUCUGAGGUUGAUUCAGGAUUGGUCAUCGCUGCAAUUACCUACCAAAUAGUCCCUGCCGACACACAAUAUGCUGAGAUUCCUCUUGCUGCUGUCAGUUUAGCUUACCAACACAAGGUCUCUCUCAUUGCCUCUACCCCCUCUCCCACGGGAGGAAGGGUCGGGUGCUCUGUUUGCCUCUUUCAGGGUUUUGGCCACAUUCUAUACAUGGAACUUAGAAAAAGACUUCAAAGUGUUGGCAUCCGUACAAUAUUCUGUUGGGGAGACAAGGAAUCUGAAGGGUUUUGGUCCAAACAGGGCUUUUUGUCCAUAGCAGAAGUGGACACAAAGGGUAAAGUUCGUAGAAUACCUGUUAGAGCUGACAUUCGUAGAGCGUUAUGCUUUCCUGGUGGUUCUACUCUCAUGAUUUCACACAUUCAGGGAAUUUCAAUGUGUUCGGCUGACUUGCCAAAGUUACGUUCUCUACUAAAGCCUGAAGCCCCUUAUGCUGCAAGAAUCAGUGUUGCCAGUCAAGGUUGCAACGUUUCAAAUGCAACUGAUCAGCAUACCAUUCAAAUUUUGAAUUUUCAACCCGAUGAGUUUGUAACUUUAGUGCCCCUUGGAGAAGAAAAUGAAAUUCAGGAUCCUCAGAACCAGGAUGCAGUGCAUGACAGCAAUGGUCCAGUUUCUUUUGCAGAAAUAGAGAACAACACGACAGCUAGUAUUGCAGAAUUAUCCAAUACUAUUGGUAAUUUGGAUGAGACACAUUGUUCUUGCUCUAAACAGAGCGCAAAGAGAGUUUGGGAAGCAUCACUUUCUUCGCUGAAGUCAAAGAAAGUAAAAGGAGUUAAUCUGGACCAUUUCCAUUCAGACUCUAACAAAAAUCUUGUUCCUAAAAGUAAUGGAUACAAUGCCUGCUCUCAAGCAUGCUCUUUAGCUAAUUCAAAGCAUGAGAUUUUAUCAAGUAUUUAUCCUAAAAAACCAACCAAUAAGUAUACACAAAAUUUCUGUCAAGAAUUUGGAAGUGUAAAUGUGGCAUCAGAGGAUCUCAAUUGUGAAGAGAACACAUUAGGAAAAUCAUUUAAAAUUAUGCUGAUGAAUAUUGCGGACGAAGCUAAGAAAACUCAGCUCAUGAAGGUGAUUGAGGAGCUUGGUGGUUCUCUCACUGCUGAUGGGAGUACAAGCACUCAUGUCAUUACAGGAAAAGUGCGGAAAACUCUAAAUUUUUGCACUGCUCUCUGUUCAGGAGCUUGGAUUGUCUCCUCCAGUUGGUUAAAGGAAAGCUACCGGGAAGGCAGAUUUGUUGACGAGUUGCCUUGCAUACUAAAUGAUGAUGACUACACAUCGAAGUAUCGAGCCAGCCUAAAAACAACAGUUCUGAGAGCAAAAGCACGUCCUGGAGCUUUAUUCGAAGGGUAUGAUGUUUGCAUAUCAGCUCACGCCCAACCACCACCUAAAACUCUAUCCCUUAUAGUCAAGUCAGCCGGUGGACAUGUGAUUCACAAGCUAGAUAAAGUAAACAACGUAUCAAAAACGAUCUUUGUGGCGUGCGAGGAAGAUGUGGAGGAAGCCUUGGUGGCUGUAGAAAAAGGGAUAUGGACUUUCAACAUUGAAUGGCUAAUGACAUGUAUAAUGAGACAAGAAGUAGACCUGGAGGCCCCUCAAUUUGCUGAGUCCCUAUAAGAAACAAGGUCAGCCUAACUUUCAGUUUUGAACAAGCAGCACCCUGCCAUCUCCUCCUUGUAAAUCCACUCUUUCCUCAGCUCACUCUAAUUUCGUACAUAAACAAAUUCUGAUUGCUCCAUCUUUAUAUCAUCACUACAUAAAAGACCGUAAGUUUAUUCAUGGAGAAUGUUGGAUGUAAGUAUGCUUUAGGAAUAGUCCUUCAUUUAGUAACUUUGGCAAUUGUAAAAAUGAGGUAAUGAAAUUCUAUCAAGUUGAAUGUUCUUGUUUAUGUUAGAUGAGUCUGAUUCUUGGA